AGGUUUGGCGCCUCUUGAAUGUGCUGCAGCCGCGGUGGGCGGUGAGAGCGAGACGGUGAGCGGUUUGAACCGAGCUGAGGCGGAAAUAUUGAAAUUUGUUUGUGGACAGCGCGAAAUAGAGCCGCUCCGUCCACAAACGAGGCGUUUCGGACCCAAAGAGUGAGAACGGGAGGUUUUUCCUGACUGUUUUCCGACUCUGGCUGCGUGAAGCCGGCUGAAAGUGGAGCGGCUCCCUCCUCCCGAGCUAACCGCUAACUAGCCGCCGAGCUAACGUCCUAGCUAGCCGCGGCUAAUCCCCAACAAACAAAGGACGACUUUGCCGGUGUUCGCCGUGUCCAUCCCGAAUCGCCCCGUUGAAUGAGGACGGAGCCUCCUGCACAGGUUCGUCAUGGUGCUGACAGGGAAGCGCUCAGAGAAGGGUCCGGCCUGCUGGAAGAGGAGGGUGAAGUCCGAGUACAUGAGGCUCCGGCAGCUGAAGCGCUUCAGACGAGCUGACGAGGUCAAGAGCAUGUUCAACACCAACCGCCAGAAAAUCAUGGAGCGAACUGACAUCCUGAACCAGGAGUGGAAGACCAGGCGGAUCCAGCCGGUUCACAUCAUGACGUCCGUCAGCUCCUUGAGAGGAACCCGAGAGUGCACCGUGGACAGCGGCUUCUCCGAGUUCUCCAAGCAGGUCAUCCCUCUGAAGACUCUGAACGCCGUGGCCUCGGUCCCCGUCAUGUACUCGUGGUCCCCACUGCAGCAGAACUUCAUGGUGGAGGACGAGACGGUGCUUCAUAACAUUCCCUACAUGGGGGACGAGAUCCUGGACCAGGACGGCACUUUUAUAGAAGAGCUCAUCAAGAACUACGACGGCAAAGUCCAUGGAGACAGAGAGUGCGGCUUCAUCAACGACGAGAUCUUCGUGGAGCUGGUCAGCGCUCUGGCACAGUACAGCGACAACGAGGAUGACGAGGAGGAGGAAGAGCAGGACUUCAAGGUGGACAAGAUGGACCUCUGUGAUGGCAAGGACCAUUCAGAAGACCCCCGCAAGGAUGGGCUGGCCAACAGCGACGGCCGAACCAACAGCGACGCCAGCAAGAAGUUUCCCUCCGACAAGAUCUUUGAAGCCAUCUCCUCCAUGUUCCCCGACAAAGGCUCCACCGAGGAGCUCAAAGAGAAGUACAAGGAGUUGACGGAGCAGCAGCUGCCCGGAGCGCUGCCGCCUGAAUGCACACCGAACAUCGACGGUCCGAACGCUCGCUCGGUGCAGCGUGAGCAGAGUCUUCAUUCCUUCCACACUCUGUUCUGCAGACGCUGCUUCAAAUACGACUGCUUCCUCCACCCUUUCCAUGCGACUCCAAACACCUACAAGCGUAAGAACCUGGAGAACCUGGUGGACAGUAAACCCUGUGGCAUCGACUGCUACAUGUACCUGGUGCAGGAUGGGAUGGUGAGGGAAUAUCCGGCCGGCGUGGUGGCCGAACGCGCCAAGACGCCCUCCAAACGCACGGUGGGCCGUCGCCGCGGACGACUGCCCAACAGCAACAGCCGGCCCAGCACCCCCACCGUCUCCUCGGAAACCAAAGACACGGACAGCGACCGUGAGGGCAGCAAGGAGGACGAGCGGGACAACGACAAGGACGACGAGGACAAGAAGGACGAGACGACCAGCAGCUCAGAGGGGAACUCUCGGUGUCAGACCCCGGUGAAGAUGAAGCUCAGCGGUGAAGCCGAAGCGGCGGACUGGAGCGGCGCCGAGGCCUCUCUCUUUAGGGUUCUCAUCGGGACGUACUACGACAACUACUGCGCCAUCGCCAGACUCAUCGGCACCAAGAGCUGCAGACAGGUCUACGAGUUCAGGGUGAAAGAGUCGAGCAUCAUCGCUCGAGCUCCAACCGAAGAUGAGGACACGCCCCCCAGGAAGAAGAAGAGGAAACACAGACUGUGGGCCACUCACUGCAGGAAGAUCCAGCUGAAGAAAGACGGCUCGUCCAAUCACGUCUAUAACUACCAGCCAUGUGACCACCCGCGGCAGCCGUGCGACUCCUCGUGUCCCUGCGUCACCGCUCAGAACUUCUGCGAGAAGUUUUGCCAGUGCAGCUCUGAGUGUCAGAACCGUUUCCCGGGUUGCCGGUGCAAAGCCCAGUGCAACACCAAACAGUGUCCGUGCUACCUGGCGGUCCGAGAAUGCGACCCGGAUCUGUGUCUGACCUGCGGCGCUGCAGAUCACUGGGACAGUAAGAACGUGUCCUGCAAGAACUGCUCCAUCCAGAGAGGAGCCAAGAAGCACCUGCUGCUGGCUCCGUCAGACGUGGCCGGUUGGGGAAUCUUCAUCAAAGAACCGGUCCAGAAGAACGAGUUCAUCUCUGAAUACUGUGGAGAGAUUAUCUCCCAGGACGAAGCCGACCGCAGAGGGAAGGUUUACGACAAAUACAUGUGCAGCUUCCUCUUCAAUCUCAACAAUGACUUCGUCGUCGACGCCACGAGGAAAGGCAACAAGAUCCGUUUUGCCAACCACUCCGUCAACCCCAACUGCUAUGCAAAAGUGAUGAUGGUGAACGGCGACCACAGGAUAGGGAUCUUCGCCAAGAGAGCCAUCCAGACCGGAGAGGAGCUCUUCUUCGACUACAGGUACAGCCAGGCGGACGCUCUGAAGUACGUUGGGAUCGAGCGGGAGAUGGAGAUCGCCUGAUCCGGACUUUACCUCCUGCUGACCGACGACACAAAGGCCUUACACACCAACACAAACAAAAAAAACACACCUUCACUUCAGGAAAUCCAGACGACUUGUCGAAUCGCUAGAAAGCUUCAGGAAAACUGGGAAUAUUUGAGUUUUUUGUCGCCUUCUUUUUCUCUUUUUUUUGAUACCUUUCAUAUCUGUUUUUUAAAUUUCUCUUCUUCCUCUUCUGUCGGGAGUUCGGGAUUCAUAAAUCUUCCCUCUGCUGAAGGCGCGGAUCACCUACAAACUGACUUCUGUGUGUGUUUUUUUUUUUAAAUAUCUCCACAUGAAGUGUCCUGCAGCGACAGGAGACAACAAACCGGCGUCUCGGUUCGAAGCUUCAGGGACCAAAAAUCCUCCAGCAGCUGCUGUUUGUGCUCCUCCUCCGCCGUGGUUGUCGUGUUGUGUUGUUUUUUGUUUGUUUUGACUAGACACAAACUCCUCAGAGUGCCACGUCACUGUCAGUCUGUACAACACGAGGACGAAACAGCGUUAUGACAACAACAACAACCUGGAAAUCCUCCAGAUGCAGCUCCUCCGAUGAGUUUAUCUCUGCGAUACGUUGAAUUUAUCUGGAUUUAUUCUGGAUUAAAGGCCGCAUGAACAGAAAACACACAAAAUAAGAAGAACAUCUGGCUGUUAGUUGUCAACGGUUUAAUUAACCAGCAGCUAUUUUAAACAUAGACUCAUUUUUUAGUGAAAAAAAUCUCAAUUUUGUGAUUUUUAGCCACUUAAAUUUGAAUAUUUUCAUUUUUUUCUGUCUUUAUUACAGAAAACUGAAUUUACUGAUGUUUAUUUACGACUGAAAAGAAAAACUUGUUUUCACAUCAAAAUGUGAAAAGUUUAUUGUUAAAUCCAAUAAAAUUUACUAUAACGUGAAACGAGUCACAUUUAAAUGAGAUAAAUAAGAUUUUGUCAGAACAGGAGUUUCUUGCUUCAACCGGAUCAGUUUGUUUGUCGUAACGUGAAAAUAUCUCGUUAAAAUAUGAAACUUUCCACUUUAAUAAUCUGAAACUGAUUCAGUUUCCUUUUUCAGUUUGUCAAAAUGGCUCCAGAAAACUGAUUUCAAACCUCAUUUUUGCUCAAAAUUGCAGCGAAAUUUUAGUUUUUAUGUCCGAAUUUAAUGCAAAACAAGAUGAUGACGCGUACAGACGUUUAUUUAGGCCUCAGGAAAGAAAAACCUGUUAAAAUGUGAAAAAUUUCUCGUUAAAACCAGGUUUUUUUUCAUGAUUUAUCACAAUAACAUACGUUAUGUUCAAAAAACAACAGAAUCUGUUUCAGUUCAACUCAGUAAAUAUGUGUUUUCUGCAUUUAAUUGAAGUUUAACCAAAACUUUGCAGGUUAAAAUGUGAAACUGAUGCAUGUGUUACUUUUUCUGCCUGUCAGAAAACUUCAUUUUAGGCUUUGUUUUUGCUCAAAAUUGCAGUGAAACUUUAGUUUGCACGUCCGAAUUUAAUGCGACACGAAACGACACGUUUGGAUGUUUAGUUAGGGCUCACUUUUUCAGAUCUCUGCCUUGAACUGUAUAAAUUAUUGUGUCAUAACGUGAAAAGGAGUCGCAUUUAAAGGAGAUGAAUAAGAUUUUAUUUUGAUUGGAGAAGUUUCUUGCUCAACUUGAUCUUUUGAAAUGUGAAAAUAUCUCCUUAAAACCUGAAACUUUCCACAUUAAUGAUGUAAAAUUGAUGCGUUUUUUUACUUUUCUGAUUGUCAAAAAAAUAAUUUCUGGUUUAAUUUUUGCUCAAAAUUGAAACAAAAUUUUUGUUUUUACAUACGAAUUUAGUGUGACACGAGACGACGACUUGUACAGACGUUUAUUUACGGCUCAGGAAAGAAAAACAUGAAAAUAUCUCGUUAAAACCUGAAACUUUCCACGUUAAUGUGAAAUUGAUGCAUUUUUCGUUUUCUGGUCGUCAGAAAACUAAUUUCAGGCCUCCAAGUUUCACAAUCCUCCAACAAAACUGCAAACAUUCUCUCAGAAAACCAGAAGAAAUCACCAGCGGACAUGUUGUUGUUGUUGUUGUUGACGCUGCUUCGUUGCUCCUGCUUCAGGUGCUAAACGUGAACCAACACAAAAACCAGCACAAACUCUCGGAUCCUUCAGUACAAACUAGAACCAAAGUUUUCCCAGAAUCCCUCAGCAGCAGCUUCUAUUUAACGUUUUAUUUUGGAUCCAGCUUCGUUUUCAGAGCCCUAGUUUGUAUUUUUAAUCGAAUUUCUGAAGAAUCUGAGCUCAGAUUAAGAUUAGUUUUGUUGGAAUUUAUGUCCAAAACCAUAAAAUCAGCUCAUGUGUGGAAGAGCUGCUGUUAGUUGGAUUGAUUUUUUUUUUUGCCGAAAUUCUCUGAUUCCAGCAUCUAUAAGUUGAAUAUUUUCAAUUUUUUCUGCUUUUAUGACCAUAAACUGGAUAUUUCUGGGUUUGUGGACUACACAAUCCACAUUUUUCACCAUUUUCUUCAUUUUAUUGACCAAACUAUUACUAUAACUGCAAAAAUAAUGCAUUUAUCAGUUAAUUAUUAUAGCUGCACAGUUAGUUUCCUUUUUAAUCAGUCAGUUGUCAACUAUGGAAUUAACCAGCAGCUGUUUUGAGCUUUAAUUUUAAAUUUUUUUUUUUUUUUUAAAGGAAAAAUUCUAAAUUCUCUGAUUUCAGCUUCUUAAAGUUGAAUAUUUUCAGUUUUUUUCUGCUUUUAUGACAGAAAACUGAAUAUUUUUGAAAACAACCAGCGUUUUUCUCCAUUUUCUUCUAUUUUAUUGACCAAACUAUUAAUAUAACUGAGAAAAUAAUUUCAGUUAAUUGUUGCAGUUUCCUUUAUAAUCAAUCAGAAAAAUGUCUAAACUCUCUGAUUCCAGCUUCUUAUAUUUGAAGAUUUUUUCUGUCUUUAUGACAUAAAACUUAAUAUUUUGGGGUUUAAGACAAAGCAAGACACAAUAAAUUGGUCUAUAAAAAGUCAGAAAAUGGUGAAAAAUGUCAAACACCUCGACUAACCGAGAAAAUAAUCAGUUUAUCAGUUAAUUAUUGCAGCUCUACAGUCACUGUCCUUAAAAUCAAUUAAUUGUCAACUAUGGAAUCAUCCAGCAGCUGUUCUGAUCUUUGAUUUUAGGUUGUUUUUUUAAAUGGAAAAAGUCUAAAUUCCUUGAUUCCACCUUCCUAAAGUUGAAUAUUUUCAGGUUUUUUUCUGCUUUUAUGACAGAAAACUGAAUAUUUUUUGAAAACAAUUGAGAUUUUUCACCAUUUUCAUCCAUUUUAGAGACCAAACUAUAAGUUUAAAUCUGUCAAUCAAAAAAAUGUCUAAAUUCUCUCAUUCCAGUGUCUUAAAUUUGAAUAUUUUUUUCUGUCUUUAUGACAUAACACUGAGCAUUUUGAGGUUUUAUGCAAAGCAAGGCAUGAUAAAUCGGUCUAUAAAAAGUCAGAAAUGGUGAAAAAUGUCAAAUAACACCUCGAUUAACUAAGAAAAUGAUCAUUUUCUCAGUUAAUUAUUGAAGCUCUGCAGUUAGUUUCCUUUAUAAUCAAUUAUUUGUCAACUGUGGUGACAUCUGCAGCUGUUCUGAUCAUAGAUUUUAUGUUUUUUUUAAGGACAAAAGGUCUAAAUUCUCUGACUCCAGCUUCUUAAAGUUGAAUAUAUUCAGUUUUUUUCUGCUUUUAUGACAGAAAACCUAAUGUUUUUAAAAACAAUCAACAUUUUUCUCCAUUUCUUCUAUUUUAUUGACCAAACAGCAAAUCUUAGUCAUUCAGGACCUGAAGCUGUGCAGUUAUUCCAGUUUGCGUCUAAAUUUCAGAGAAGCUCUUCUGUGAGGAUCUGAUGGGGAAACUUUGGUGGAUUUAGUUUGAACCUCCUGCUGUGCCUUGAGUCCUGAACAGAACAGAACAAAUCAGCGUCUUUGUUGGAUUCGAGGCGUUUCUAACCUCCUGCACGACGUUGUUGAAGCUCGGCUCGCUGCACUGCCUCGUCCUCGUGACGUCCAAUCAGAUUCCAGAGCAACAAUCACCUUCCUUCCCAUCCUGGUGCCCAGAGUCUGCCUCACUUUAAGCAAUACUCGCUUCUCCUCCACCUGGAUGUUUGUCUCACCGUCGAUGGAUGAAACUUCAGGUGCUUCGGUCUCUGCAGGGUUCCUUCAGGAACCUUUAGGGUUCUUCUGGUUGAACACAGCAAACCCACUGGAGCCUUCUCAUGAAGCCUGAAGCAGCUUUUUAUUCCUGGAUGCUGCUGCAGGUUGAGGACUGAGGAACAAAAAAAUAAAAACAAACCUUCAAAUGUGCUUCAAGAACUCUCAGGAGGAGAUUUAAGGAGUUACCUGGUCCUCCAUCACCUCAAACUGCAGCUUAUUUAUGGUUUCAUGUCCGCCUGCUGCUCUUCUUCUACUACUUUCUCUUCUACUUCAUCUUCUACGACUUCAUCUUCUUCUCCUACAUAUUCUUCUAAUUCUUCUUGUUCUACAACUUCUAACUUCUACUCUUUCUAACUUUUCCUUGUUCUUUUUCUAACAUCUUGUUCUACUUCUCCUACAUCUUCUCCUUCUGUCUGCUACUACAUCUUUUCGUCCACUACUUCUUCUGCUACUACUUCUAACGUCUUCUUCUACUUCUUCUACCUGCUUCUUCUUCUAUUAUUGCUUCUCCUCCUCAUUCAUCAUCUCCUCUUCCUUCCUGUCAGACCAGGUCCACUCUUUCCUCCAACGACACAGGUGCUGUUUUUGUAAUGUUUACAGGGAUUUUGUUGUUUCAAAGUGAUGCAGAUUAAAAUAUUCUAAAUGGUGGAA
This is a messenger RNA of Amphiprion ocellaris (clown anemonefish), 7453 nucleotides long. RefSeq names its product enhancer of zeste 2 polycomb repressive complex 2 subunit (gene ezh2). Gene Ontology annotation, molecular function: protein binding; histone H3K27 methyltransferase activity. NCBI's taxonomy places the organism in Eukaryota, Metazoa, Chordata, Actinopteri, Pomacentridae. The transcript is spliced from 19 exons. Gene Ontology annotation, biological process: chromatin remodeling. The record is from RefSeq and is a predicted model, not a curated record. The coding region runs from base 389 to 2674 and encodes 761 amino acids.